AUGGCCGAGAAGCCAGAAGAGGUCAGUAACUCCGGCAUGGCCGUGAUAGGUCCUGCGAAAGGAUACAUCGAAGCCCUUGAGAUCCGACUGAAGGAGACCGAACGUGUGCUCUGGCGAAUUCUCUCGGCUUGCCCACAAGAUAGCCUGACAGCAGCCUUUUCUCCCGAAGUACAAGAUCGAAUACCACAACAUCUCUCUGUCGGGACUCUGGGCACCACCGAGGAGAAGAAAUCUGCCAUCGCAUUCUGGGAACAGUUUCCUCUAUAUACCAUCGAAGAUGUACUUGUGUGGAAGGAACAAAUUGAAAGUCCGCCUUUAAUGGAGAUGACCAGCUUGGAGCAGAAUCAAGAACAGCAAUCGCACCUGACAAACAGUCCGGAUGAAGCGCAAGAUCAACGUCCACCUUCUCCAAUGGACGAAGAGAUGGCCCAGGUAUCCGUGGCGAGGGUGCCAAAUUCCAAAAACUUUACUGAUGCCUCUUCUGUUGCGCCCCAGAUGACGGAUGCACAAAAUCGACGACCAUCCGCCUCCACAGCCGAGCGGGGAUCCGUAGUCAGUAAGUUUUCGUUCUCCAAAGAGUUUCAAGAGACUUUUCUCUGGUGA
Molecule: messenger RNA, 603 nt
Organism: Cladophialophora psammophila CBS 110553
Lineage: Eukaryota; Fungi; Ascomycota; Eurotiomycetes; Chaetothyriales; Herpotrichiellaceae
Exons: 2
Coding region: 1-603 (200 amino acids)
Source: RefSeq, a predicted model, not a curated record